AUGCCUUCUCUUACGGCGUCUUCAGCUGCCGCCGCCGCUCCUCCGAGCGUAAAGCAGAAUGGUAGCAUUCCAACGCCCUCUCCACCUAGUAUUAUCGAUAUUCGUGGUGAAUAUGUUGAGAUGAAUUUGAAGGAUGAGAUUGCCACUUCCUUUAAUCCUGAAAAUGGCCCAAGGAAGCUCCCCACACUUCUUCUGUACAACGAGAAAGGGCUACAGUUAUUCGAGGACAUCACAUAUCUGGAUGAGUAUUACUUGACAAACUAUGAAAUUGAGAUAUUGAAAAAGAACUCGGCGGCAAUUGCCAGCCAGAUUCCUGAGGGAUCUAUGGUGAUCGAGUUGGGAAGCGGAAACCUCCGCAAGAUCUGCUUGCUUCUGCAGGCCUUUGAAGAGGCCAAAAAGCCUAUCCAAUACUUUGCUCUGGAUCUGUCUCUCAAAGAACUUGAGCGUACUCUGGCUCAGGUACCCGACUUCAAUUAUGUCUCGUGCCAUGGCCUUCUAGGGACAUAUGACGAUGGAAGGGAAUGGCUCAAGCAUCCUUCUCUUACGAGCCGUUCAAAGUGUAUCAUUCACCUCGGUUCUAGUAUCGGAAACUUCACGCGAGAUGAGGCAGCUGAUUUCUUGGGAGGGUUCGCAGAGGUCCUCACGCCAUCCGAUUCCAUGAUCGUCGCGGUUGACUCUUGCACCAUGCAUACAACGUUCUUGAAUACAGACUCCAAGGGGGUAACCCAUCAAUUCAUCCUGAAUGGUCUUGAAAACGCCAAUGAGAUCCUUGGUGAAGAGGUCUUUAACCCGAGCGAAUGGAAGGUCAUUGGUGAGUACGUCUAUGAUAUUGAAGGCGGGCGGCAUCAGGCAUUUCUUGCUCCCACCCGGCCGACGGAUGUUCUCGGAUCGAGAAUUAUGCCUCAUGAACGAGUAUGGAUCGAACAAAGUCUCAAGUAUUCCGAAAAGGAAAAGACAAAGCUUUGGAAGUUGGCAGGCCUGACCGAGACUGGCUAUUGGAGUCGGGGAGAUGAAUAUGGCCUUCACCUUCUAAAGAAAUCGAGUAUGCCGUUCAGUCUAAUCCCGUCUCUCUACGCCGCAAAGCCCCUACCGACAGUCCAAGACUGGGAGGCGCUUUGGAAGGCAUGGGAUAUUGUGACAAAGGACAUGAUUGCCGAUGAAGAGCUUCAAGAGAAACCCAUCAAGUUACGCAAUGCAUGCAUCUUUUAUCUCGGCCAUAUCCCGACCUUUCUUGACAUUCAGUUGACCAAGACUACGGGCCAACCUCCGACCGAUCCCACGUCCUACUAUUCCAUCUUUGAGAGAGGAAUAGAUCCUGAUGUGGACAACCCAGAGCAUUGCCAUUCUCAUUCAGAAAUCCCUGCUGAAUGGCCUCCUGUUCAAGAGAUUACUCUAUACCAAGACAGGGUCAGAUCUCGUCUGCAAAAGCUGUAUGAGAAUGGCCAAGACAAGAUCCCUCGAGAGAUUGGCCGGGCCAUCUGGGUUGGCUUUGAACACGAGUUGAUGCAUAUUGAGACCUUGCUUUACAUGAUGCUACAAAGCAGCAAGACACUUCCUCCGCCGCAUACAGUUCAACCCGACUUUGCGAAGAUGGCUCAGCAAGCGUAUAAGGCUAGAGUCCCGAACCAGUGGUUUGAUGUUCCCGAGCAAACAAUCAUGUUGGGCAUGGAUGACCCUGAGGAUGGUACCGACCCUUCGCGCCACUUUGGCUGGGAUAAUGAGAAACCAGCACGUCAAGCGAACGUCCAUGCCUUCCAAGCUCAAGGUCGACCUAUUACUAAUGAAGAGUAUGCCCAGUACCUGUACAACUCCAAGAUUGAUCGGGUUCCCGUCUCAUGGUCCUCGGUCCCUUCUAACAAGCAAGAUGGAGCUACCAACGGUCACCACACCAAUGGCCAUUCAAAUGGCUACACUAAUGGAAAUGGAAAUGGCCAUCACGCAAACUCAGUUCCCGACUCGUUCAUCGAGGGCAAGUUUGUCAGAACCAUGUAUGGCUUAGUUCCUCUCAAGUACGCCCUUGACUGGCCUGUAUUUGCUUCAUACGACGAGCUUGUCGGCUGCGCUGCGUGGAUGGGUGGUCGAAUUCCUACCUUUGAAGAGGCUAAAAGCAUUUAUGCACAUGUCGAUAAGCAGAAGAAGGCUGAAGCUGAACGUAUCCUGUCCAAGACGGUUCCUGCAGUUAAUGGACACCUUGUCAACGAUGGCGUAGAGGAAACCCCGCCAUCCAACUCUUCAGCUUUGGUCAAGGAUAGCUCUUCUGAGCUAUUCUUUGACCUGACCGACGCCAAUGUCGGUUUCCGUCACUGGCAUCCUAUGCCAGUUACCUCUCGGGGCAACAAACUUGCUGGCCAAGCUGAGAUGGGCGGUGUCUGGGAAUGGACGAGCUCAAUUCUCGAACGGCACGAAGGCUUUGAGCCCAUGUCUCUGUAUCCUUUGUAUACAACAGACUUUUUCGAUGGCAAGCACAACAUUGUCUUGGGUGGUUCGUGGGCAACUCAUCCACGCAUCGCAGGACGGGCGAGUUUCGUGAACUGGUACCAGAGGAACUACCCUUACGCAUGGGUCGGAGCCAGACUGGUACGGGAUAUUUAA
Fusarium venenatum is the source of this 2592-nucleotide messenger RNA. NCBI's taxonomy places the organism in Eukaryota, Fungi, Ascomycota, Sordariomycetes, Hypocreales, Nectriaceae. The record is from RefSeq and is a predicted model, not a curated record.